AUGGAGUCUUCUACUGAUCUUCGCCUCAAAGCUUACCGAUUUAUCGCAUAUUCAGCUGUCACAUUUUCGAUUGUGUCAGCUGUUUCGCUUGUUUUGACACUUCCAAUGGUGUACAAUUAUGUGCAAAAUUCGAAAGCUCAACUGGUCAAAGAAUCGAUUUACUGCAAAGUAGGUUUUAUUUUUCAAUCUUUAAGCAUAAUUACUUAAAUAAAUCAUUUUUCAGUCGUCAAUUCAAGAUAUGUGGUCUGAGAUGAGCAAUGUUCAAGAACAAGCCAGAAACAGAACUGCCAGACAAGCCUAUUCUGGUGGAGCUGCAUCUGCUGAUUCCGGAAGUUAUGCAUCUGGAGGUGGAGGUGGUGGAGGUGGUGGAUGUUCAGGAUGCUGUAAUCCAGGACCACCAGGCCCUGGUGGAAACCCUGGUAAACCAGGAAAACCAGGAAAGCCUGGAGCACCAGGUGCACCAGGAGCUGAAGGAAAAGGAGCUGCCACACCAUGUGAAGCCAAAACUCCGCCGCCUUGUCAACCCUGCCCACCAGGACCACCAGGCCCGCCAGGACCAGAUGGAGGACCUGGACCAGCCGGUGAACCAGGGCCAGCAGGAUCGCCAGCAGGGCCUUCUCCAGCAGGACCGCCUGGACCUCCAGGACCAGCUGGCCCAGCCGGAAAUGACGGAGCCCCAGGAGCACCUGGAGGGCCAGGUGCUCCAGGAGAGAGCAGCUAUCCAGAGCCAGCCGCCCCAGGUGCACCAGGGCCUCCUGGGCCAGCGGGACCCCCAGGACCAGACGGUGAAAGCCAACAAGGAGGACCAGGAGAGCCAGGACCAAAAGGACCACCAGGACCAGGAGGACAACCAGGAAGUGACGGAAAUCCAGGUCCCCCAGGACCUCCAGGAAAUGCUGGAGGAGAAGGAGAGAAGGGAAUCUGUCCAAAAUAUUGCGCCAUCGAUGGAGGAAUUUUCUUCGAAGACGGAACAAGAAGACGUUAA
Molecule: messenger RNA, 985 nt
Organism: Caenorhabditis angaria
Lineage: Eukaryota; Metazoa; Nematoda; Chromadorea; Rhabditida; Rhabditidae
Source: the annotation of a GenBank genome assembly